This is a messenger RNA of Symbiodinium sp. CCMP2592, 321 nucleotides long. Lineage: Eukaryota; Dinophyceae; Suessiales; Symbiodiniaceae. The record is from the annotation of a GenBank genome assembly.
AUGGUGUUCUUUGAGACGCUGGUGCUGGUGCACGGAAGGUGUGCUGCGAAGGAGACGAAACUCCUGAUGAAGGAAGCUUCGCGAGUCAUCGUGGAACGCGACGGAGCUCUCUUCAGGAUCUUAGACCUCGGCUGGCGACAUACUGCUCGGCCACUCUACAAGAAGGGUGUUGGCCACAUCUUCUACGGCCGUUGGUACUCGCUGAUCUGGGGUGGAAGCCCAAAGCUGCGGCGUGAAGUGGAAGACACGUUUGUGCACAACACCGGAGUUGUCAGGCAAGCCGAGCUUCGGAGAGCAAGGGUGCCUGUUACACUGUUGUAA